Verticillium alfalfae VaMs.102 is the source of this 1695-nucleotide messenger RNA. RefSeq names its product WD repeat-containing protein. The record is from RefSeq and is a predicted model, not a curated record. The coding region runs from base 1 to 1695 and encodes 564 amino acids. The transcript has 2 exons. Lineage: Eukaryota; Fungi; Ascomycota; Sordariomycetes; Glomerellales; Plectosphaerellaceae. Gene Ontology annotation, biological process: regulation of DNA double-strand break processing. Gene Ontology annotation, molecular function: protein binding. Gene Ontology annotation, cellular component: nucleus; site of double-strand break.
AUGUCGAAGAAGCCCGAGCUCGCCGCGGAUGACCCUAUGCGAACAUUCCUUCCAACGUCAUUCGGUACCAAGACAAAAGAAGCCAACAUACAGGAACAGCUGGAGAGGAGCAGGCGAAAAGCAGCAGGUCCACCACCCGACAGGCAAAAAAAGAAGUCGGGCUCAGCAAGUGACAGCGACAGCGACAGCGAUGACGACAGCGACGACGACAGCGACGAUGACGACGAAUACCCAGUCUCCCACGAGCUGGUGCUGAAGACACACGAACGGGCUGUCACGAGCUUGACACUCGAUCCCGCCGGCGGUCGCCUGGCCACGGCCUCGAUCGAUGGAACAAUCAAUUUACACGACUUUGCGGCCAUGACGCCAACGACGCUGCGCGCCUUCAAGACUGUCGACCCAUGGGCCGCCAAGAAUGCUGCUGCCAGUGACGAGUCGCAUCCGAUUCACCACAUCGAGUUCAACAGUUUGGCCGGAAACGCCUUCCUCUGCAUUUCGGCGCAUCCCCAGGCGAAGAUUAUCAGCCGCGAAGGAGAUAUCUUGACCGAGUUUGUCAAGGGAGAUAUGUACCUGCGGGACAUGAACAACACCAAGGGCCACAUCUCCGAAGUCACGACGGGUACCUGGCAUCCGACAGAUAGGAACCUGUGCGUGACUGCAGGAACCGACAGCACACUACGCAUCUGGGACAUCAACAACAAGCGAUCACAGAAGGAGGUUAUCGUCUUCAAAUCCAAAGCGCAGGGAUCAGCGGGUCGUACGCGCAUGACGGCUGUCGCAUGGGGUGCGCCGGCACAAGGGAACGGCAAUGUGCUGGUCGCAGCAGCGUACGACGGGACGCUGGUCAUGUACAGCGGCAACAGCCCAUUCUCGAGGCCAGCAGCCGAGGUACAUGAGGCGCAUAGGCCGAAUACCUGGACUGGCGGUAUUGACAUGUCGUCUGACGGACGGAUGGUCGUCACACGGGGAGGCGACAACACCAUCAAGUUAUGGGACACCCGAAAGCUCAAGACGCCGCUGGUGACGGUCGAUCACCAGUCGACGUCGGACCAGUUCAACAUGACGAACAUCAAGUAUGCACCUAAUUCCACGAGCAUCCUGACGGGCUCGGCGACAGGAGACCUGCACAUCUUAAACCCGGGGAACCUGCGACCAGAGCUCGUCACUCCGAUCACGCCGGGAUCACCGCUGAUCACGGUGGAUUGGCACCCAAAGAUCAACCAAAUCAUGACGGGAUCGGCCAACGGCGAGACACAUGUCUUGUUUGACCCGACGAGAUCCACGCGCGGUGCAGUCGAUGUCAUGUCGCGCGCCCCGAAGAAGCGCCACAUUGACGACAACUCGGCGCUGACAAUGGACAUGUCAGCGGGCAUCUCGGGCGACUCGAUCGUGACGCCGGGCGCCAUGAACAACAGCAGAAAGGCUGGACGAGGCAAAGAGGUCAUGCGACCGGAAGCCCAACAGCAAACGCCGUUCAUGAAGAACCAACCCGAUUCAAAGCACAUUGCGGAGAACAUCCCGCUGGCUCGCAUGCUGCACGAGGAUCCCAGAGAGGCGUUGCUGAAAUAUGCCGAAGCCGCGCAGAAGGAUCCUCAGUUCACGGGUGCUUGGAAAGACACGCAGCCGGUCACACAGUAUGCCGAGUUGAGCGACGAUGAAGAUGAGGGGCCAGACAAGAAGAGGGCAAGGAGGUAA